Neocloeon triangulifer is the source of this 1232-nucleotide messenger RNA. Its product is annotated as endoplasmic reticulum-Golgi intermediate compartment protein 2. The transcript is spliced from 5 exons. Lineage: Eukaryota; Metazoa; Arthropoda; Insecta; Ephemeroptera; Baetidae. The record is from RefSeq and is a predicted model, not a curated record. Gene Ontology annotation, biological process: endoplasmic reticulum to Golgi vesicle-mediated transport; retrograde vesicle-mediated transport, Golgi to endoplasmic reticulum. The coding region runs from base 93 to 1175 and encodes 360 amino acids. Gene Ontology annotation, cellular component: COPII-coated ER to Golgi transport vesicle; endoplasmic reticulum; membrane.
UCCUAUGUUGUUUGUGUUCCUUCUUUGUUGUGAUUUUGGAAACGUCUAUACACAGCCGGUGGGUCCGACAGGGCCGGUUUUUGGGCCGCGAGAUGCAGACCGAGCAGCAGCUGCGGUUUCGGGGCAAGACCAAGACCCCGCUAGAAAGGGUCACUGAACUCGACGCCUUCCCCAAACUCAAAGAAUCCUCAAUCAAACCGAGCGCCGUCGGCGGCUUUAUGACCGUCGUGAGUUUGCUCCUCAUCGUCUGGCUCUUCAAGUCGGAGUUUGCAUAUUUCUGGGAUUCAAAACUACAUUUCAAAUUGCGACCUGACGAUCUCAUGGACGAAAAGCUUCCAGUCAACAUUGAUAUUACCAUAGCGAUGCCUUGUAGAACAAUCGGAGCAGACGUCGUGGACUCUACAGGUCAGGGCGUGACCUCGUUCGGAGAGCUCGAGUACGAGGACACGUGGUUCGAGCUGGACAGCGCCCAGCGCGACUUUUUCUCCUCGCUGAAGUACGUGAACGAGUACUUGAGGGAAGAGGCGCAUGCACUGCAGCAGGUGCUGUGGAAGGCCUCCCUGAGUCGCACCUACGACAUGCCCGAGCGGACGACGCAGGUCGGCAAACCGCACGACGCGUGUCGCAUCAGCGGCACCCUCGAGCUGACCAAGGUGGCCGGAAACCUGCACGUGGCCGCAGGUCAGACGCUGCCGCUGCCUGGCGGCCACGCGCACUUCGCCGGCAUGCGCCACAACCUCAACUUCUCGCACAGAAUCACAAGACUGUCCUUUGGCCCACCCGACCACGGGGUCGUCCACCCCCUUGAGGGCGACGAGAAAAUCGCUGAUCAGGAGGACAUGCAGUACCAAUAUUUCAUCACUGUAGUGCCAACGGAAGUGCACGUUCGGGGCAGCAACGUCCGGACGUACCAAUACUCAGUCAGAGAGGCGGACAGACCAAUUUCGCACGCCAAAGGCUCGCAUGGCGUUCCCGGGGUCUAUUUCAAGUACGACAGCAGCUCUCUCCGAGUCACAAUCACUGAGGAGAGGGACUCGUGGUUUACCCUGUUGACCAAGUUGUGUGCCGUAGUCGGAGGAGUUUUUGCUACCUCAGCUGUGAUAAGUCAAAAAAUCCAGGCCUUCCUGGGGCUGUUCUCGGGCAAGCCAGAAUACCAGAAGAUGACCAAAUCCUGAAAGUUUUUUUUUUAGACGUGUUAUAAUAUCUGAAUAAAACGAAUAUUUUCCUCACAA